Messenger RNA from Aspergillus saccharolyticus JOP 1030-1, 342 nucleotides. RefSeq lists its product as uncharacterized. The coding region runs from base 1 to 339 and encodes 112 amino acids. Lineage: Eukaryota; Fungi; Ascomycota; Eurotiomycetes; Eurotiales; Aspergillaceae. The record is from RefSeq and is a predicted model, not a curated record. The transcript has 3 exons.
AUGCUCAAGGGCAACCAGAUCCGUCAUGUGCAGUACAUCUGCGUGACACCGCGGCGGUUCACCACCCCGUGGGCACUGGAGCUCAAGAAACAGUGCUUCGAGAACUACAUCGGCACGACCCACUGGCCGCACUGUGAUAUUCGUCCGGCUGCUGAGAAGCCUAUGCGGGAUGGAAAGGUGUGUUCCAAGGAUCGCACUGAUUCCAGUCUUUAUCUGGGGAAAGCGGAUUCGACAAUUUACGGGGCGGUUUCUGGAGCGGUCUUAGCUGGGAUUCGGCUAGUUAUGCCAUCUGGAGUGCAUCACAUAAUGGAGAGCCCUAAUUCAGCUGCUGUGUUAUAGGGG